UGCAGUUGCAACUAGGAACCAAUUGUAGAAGCUGCACCAUGAAACUUGUUAUAUCUGUCUUCGUCAUUGUUUUACUAAACUGUGCCAUGAAUUGUCUUGGUGCAGACACUAACAGAGAAGAAAAGAAUCACAAUAAAAACCAACAUGAGCAACAACAUAAGCAUAGCAUCAUUGGUGGUACAUAUGCUACUAUGUGUCAAUUUCCUUGGAUGGUAGCAUUGUUGAUAACUACAAACAAAGGUGAAUUCCUGUGUGGUGGAUCGAUAAUUGAUAACCAGCAUAUAUUGACUGCAGCUCAUUGUGUAAAAGGCGCCAAAGAAGUCCUAGUUUCGGCUGGAGGAAAUAGCCGAUACAAAAUGGAAGUACAGAUGGUUGUUGAUAAAUCCAACAUACAUGCUAAUCAAAAUUACACCGGACCAGACUUGUUCCAAAAUGACAUCACAGUUCUGACUUUACCGAGGAAACUAAUUUUUAGUGACUGCAUUCAACCAAUAGCAGUUGCGCAACCUGGUGAAAGUUUUUAUAGUAAUUGCAUCAUUGCUGGUUGGGGUGAAACUAGAGCUGGAAAAGCAACAAAAUACUUAAAAACUGCUGAAGUCCAACUGCUCGUAUCGUCUGAAUGCAGAAUGUUCUUUCCAGAUGUCACCAGUCAGCAAGUUUGUGGAGGAUCAGGUUAUUGGAUGGGUCCAGAAGCAUGCCAUGGAGACUCUGGUGGUCCUUUGAUGUGUUUCAAUGCAGUAACUGAAGAAUUAACUAUAGUAGGUAUCACUUCUUAUGGUGCAGCUAAAUGUCAGAAUGGAAUGGGCGUUUACGAAAAUGUGGCACAUUUUGUUUCUUGGAUUAACAGAAUGAGAAAUACUUAAUCACGAUUUGAUUAUUGAAUUGAAAACAAUAAAAUGCAAGCAUGUGAUAUUAAAUAAAUGUCAAAUUAUCUCAAGAA
Molecule: messenger RNA, 940 nt
Organism: Octopus bimaculoides (California two-spot octopus)
Lineage: Eukaryota; Metazoa; Mollusca; Cephalopoda; Octopoda; Octopodidae
Product: chymotrypsin-1
Biological process (GO): proteolysis
Molecular function (GO): serine-type endopeptidase activity
Source: RefSeq, a predicted model, not a curated record